AUUAUCUAAUAUCAACAAGAUUUUCGAGAGAAUAAUUUUUGAUAAGGUCUUACAUUUUUUUGAAAUAAAUAACAUCUUGGUUAAGCAACAAUGUGGUUUCAGGCAGGGAAAAUCUACAAUAAAUGCAAUGUAUCAGGCACUGAAUUCCAUCAUAAAAUCAUUGAAUAAAAAUCAAGUGACAGCAGCUCUUUGCCUUGAUUUGACAAAAGCAUUUGACAGUGUGAAUCAUAACAUCCUACUAGAAAAAAUGGAAAAAUAUGGAAUAAGAGAAGUUGCACUAGAUCUCUUCAGAUCAUAUUUAACAAGAAGAACUCAAAGAACCACAGAGAGAGGAAGAAAUGGCAAACAGACUGUGACGGAAUGCAAGGAUCAGCUUGAAUGUGACUUGGAAAAUCUUAAAAAGUGGUUCAAAAGAAACGAAUUGGUAAUAAACAUCGAUAAAACAAAAUUGCUUGUCUUUAGGGAAAGAAAUAAAGAAGCCAUAAGCUUGACAUAUCAUGGUUAAACAAUCAAGACAGAGGAUGCAGUACCUUUCCUGGGGAUAUAUAUCGAUGGGGACCUGAGUUGGAAAACACAAAUUGAAAAUCUGUCUACAGGCAUUGCAGGAUAUUGCUAUGCUUUGAGGAUAUUGACCAAUACAAUUAGUGAAGAGACGGCCCUGACAGCUUAUUAUGCCUACGUUCAAUCCAAACUCAGGUACGGAAUAAUUUUCUGGGGUAAUUCUGUUGAGGCUGAGAGAAUAUUCAAAAUGCAGAAGAGAUGCUUGAGAACUACCUUCAAAAUGAAAUACAAUGAGAGCUGUAGAAAUAUAUUUAUUGGUAAUAACUUAUUGACAUUGUACAGUCUGUUUAUUUAUGAAUGUGUAAUGUAUGUAAGCAACAACUUCAAUGAUUUUAAAGAAUUACUGUUAAGUCAUGAAUACAAUACCAGAGGAAAAAAUUAUCUCAGUAGAGAAAAAACAAAUUUUAGUUAUAUACAAAGGAAUGCUGUAUAUUUUAUAAUCACAGUAUGGAAUAAAUUUCCUCAAAAUUUUAAAUGCAUGCCUAUUGCAAUUCAAAAAAAAAGAUUAAAAAUGUUUUUGGCUAGAAAAUGUUAUUAUAGUGUUGGGGAUUUUUUGAAUGAGGGAGAUUUUGUUUCAUUAUAGGUUCAUAUGUAUUGACGUGAUCUACAUCUGUUGAUAUUUGAUCAAAUAUCACAUGAAUC
Molecule: messenger RNA, 1203 nt
Organism: Coccinella septempunctata (seven-spotted ladybird)
Lineage: Eukaryota; Metazoa; Arthropoda; Insecta; Coleoptera; Coccinellidae
Exons: 2
Coding region: 128-505 (125 amino acids)
Source: RefSeq, a predicted model, not a curated record